AUGACGACCACAUUGGCUACCACGGAGGUUGGCCUUACCCUCCAACUGGGACACGAGGAUCAAUCGUCAGAGACCGAUCAAACCCCGCCUGAUGCAAUCCCACGGGCAACAGUGGAGGAGUGGUUUGAAACCAGUAAACGCUCGCUCUCUCAAUUUGAGGAGCUGGAAAGCCGGACCCAGAAAGUUGUGGAUGCCCAUAGCUUUGACUGGCAAGAUGCCUUACGAGACAUCUCUCACAGUCUCUUCGAAGAGAUGCAGAUGCUAAGGGAAAUGAACAGGUCGCUGGCCACGCUACUUGACGGACCGCGAAAGGAGAACGAAGACGAUAGAGGCGAGGAACAGGAGGAUGAGCAGAAGGAGUCAGACAAAGACGAGGAAGAAGAUACCGCGGAAAUGGAGAUUUCUGUGGCACAGAUCCGUCAUCUGCCUUGGGCCGAAGUGGCCCUAUUCAGGCCUCCGCCCCCCAGGCGGUUUGCCAUUGAGGUUCCGUACAAUGAGCCGUCGGCUGGCGAUGUCCAGCAGCUUCGUGCCGGUUGGGCCUCUGAUAUGGAAUUACCCAUCCCCGCCGGAGAAGUCACAGACCGUUUGCCGCUGAACACCAUGCCUGAACGAAUUCGCCUCAAUUGUCAUCGGCUAAAGAGCUUUCUUGAUUAUCAGUUCUGCGGCGGGGAGCUGCCCUACAAUGGUCAGACCCCCCUGUCAAUUCUCCGACCAUUCAAACUACUGCUCUAUCUGGACAAGCCAAUUCGGUCUAAGGUGGCGGAGUUCGAAGCGAUUCGGAAAGAACUGCAGGACUCAUCCGAAGAGGAGUAUAUACAAGCUCUUCAUGAUUCUCCGGUGACAGACACGAGUUAUACGAAAGAUAAUAUAUCAGAGCUCGGGGUCCUGGAGCUGACGGCUCUAAUUAUGGAUUGUCGCUGCUUGGUGCAGUUCAUGGACGAUACCCUCCGUCCAGCACAAACGCACCUGGCCGCUGCUCCAGACAUGAUACGCUUCGUUGACCUCUGGUUCGUCUUUGCUCAAGGUUCUCUGGUCUACAUCAAAGGUAGCAGCCCUCCCCAGAAGAUUUGGAAGGUGGUGCAACGGACCGGCGGCCGUCGAAUCCUGGAGACCUCGGAGCAGUUCAAUGACGAAAAAAGCAUUGGUAGCUGGACUCCCCUCGUGUUAGACUGCUUCUAUCUGGACUUCGACGGCGUUCGAUUUAUUCCCGUCUUCCGUCAGUUCGAAAUCAGUGGUUUUGAUGGCGUCCAGGCCGCCAAGUCGCUCCCCGUCCUUCCGCUCCCGGUCGCUGAGCGGGAAGGGUUUACGGACCGGGCGCACCUAAUGGCCCGGGGAAAGCAAUUCGUCGACUGCACCCAAAAAGUUUUGCAUCUGGAUUACAGUGGCCGAUGUCACUACUUGGACCCCUCUGGUCGCAAACUGACCGACUUGGUCGACAAGACCCCCCGGAGCGCCUCCUGCUACUCGGAACAGAUCGAUAGCGAUGUGAUUGUGGACUUCACCCGUGCCUUGGGGGAAAUCCCCUGGUGGCGCCCCGUGACGGUGGAUCAUACCUUUGGGGAAACCUCAGCGUCUGAGACAGACACAACGCUCGGGACGGAGAAGGAUGGGACCUGGGAUAAGCGGUUUACGGAUGACUUUAUGGACGCCCAGAACCGCAUGUGGGACUCCUGGGCCAAGACUGGAGGCGGGCCAACUGGCGAUGAUCUGAUGAUUCUGCCCGACCGGGUUUUUGCCUUCGUGCUGUCGACCAGACGAUGGGGAGAGACCAAAAAAGACAACCCUUGGUUGAAACUACGCCUUCCAGAUGGCCACAAGGAUCUGGUGCAGUCCUUGAUCCACUCGCACUUUGCCAAACAGAAAUCUGGAGGUGUUCACUUUGACUUGUUGAGAAACAAAGGGAAUGGAGUAACGAUCCUAUUACAUGGGGUCCCGGGCGUCGGGAAAACGUCGACAGCUGAGUGCGCGGCAAUAAGUAACGGCAGACCUCUACUCCCUGUAACAUGUGGUGAUCUUGGACUUACUGCAGGCGAAGUGGAGGAGAAGCUCAAGGAAGUCUUUCGUCUCGCCCAGGACUGGGGCUGCAUCAUGCUCCUGGAUGAAGCGGAUGUGUUCCUGGCUCAACGCCGGGCAUAUGACGUGGAGAGAAAUGCGCUGGUGUCUGUUUUCCUCCGCACCCUGGAGUACUACGAGGGGAUCUUAUUCCUCACCACCAACCGGGUCGGAGUCUUCGAUGAAGCCUUCAAGUCCCGGAUCCACAUGUCACUGUAUUACCCGCCGCUGAACUGGCCGCAAACCUACGAAAUCUGGUCCAGUCACAUCGACGUGGCGAACGAGGCCGGGGUCGUUGCUGACAAAGGGGAGUUGACCAGCCUCGCGAAUGAAAUCUUCUACGCGCAAGCCCGCCCGGGAUCAGGCCCUGUUUGGAACGGCCGGCAGAUCCGCAAUGCCUUCCAGAGUGCCCUCGCGCUGGCCGCAUUUCACACGGAGAAGGGGGCCCAGAUCGAGCUCCGGAGAAAUUAUUUUGUCAAUGUCUUCACGGUCUCCGAUAAUUUCAGCAGAUAUAUCUGGACGACCCAGAACAGGCAAGACGACGCGGAACGCAAUCGAGGCUCGAUGGUGCGACGAGACGACUAUGUUUAUGAUGGAUCGGGGGUGCUCAAUCUGCAGCCUCCUCAGCAAUUGACUGCUGGGUUGCAGCCUCUAUACGCGCCAGGAGGCAUACAGUUCACACCUUCGCCAUUUGGGAACUCGAACCAACCACAAAUGGGGAGUUUGAGCGGCGGUGGGCAGCCUUAUCCAGGCGACCCCCGCAAUCUCCAGACCAGUAUUCAGGCCCCUCCAGUUGUGCCCCUGGGUCAGCCCUCCAUUCUGCAAUUGCAACAACCUAGCCCACAACUGACACUCCCUGCUCAAAUCAACCUGCCGAGCAACAAUGGCCUGAAAGACAAUUAUACCCUACAACACUUGCUCCAGCAGCAGCAGCAGCAGCAACAACAACAACAGCAACAACAACAACAACAAAUAUCAAAUCCACAACUGACAGUGCAACCGCAAAUCAGCCUACCUAGCAACAACAGCAUUGCCGACAAUUAUACCUUGCAACAAUUGCAACAACAGCAGUUGCAACAGUGGCAGCAACAGCAACAGCAACAGCAACAGCACAUCCCUCGAUCCGAGGUUCAGGCAUCGCAGAACCCGACCACUACACCAGAGUCUGGACUACCGUCUCUCGGCCAGAAUUUCAAUCAGCCUUUGCCAAACAUGCCACGAUAG
This is a messenger RNA of Aspergillus aculeatus ATCC 16872, 3276 nucleotides long. RefSeq lists its product as uncharacterized. Gene Ontology annotation, molecular function: ATP binding; ATP hydrolysis activity. Bases 1 to 3276 code for a protein of 1091 amino acids. The record is from RefSeq and is a predicted model, not a curated record. The transcript is spliced from 5 exons. NCBI's taxonomy places the organism in Eukaryota, Fungi, Ascomycota, Eurotiomycetes, Eurotiales, Aspergillaceae.